GAGAAGACCAGAGCUAAAGAAUCACAUGGCAACCUAGAUGAGAGAAAAUGGAGCAAGUAGCAGGGGACAUUGAGAGGACAGCAGAUCGAACAUAAGAUGGUAACAGGGGCAGUGGAGAGCUGGGUAACAGGAAGGCCAGGGAGGAAGGAAGGCUCACAUGAAGCAAUCGCCUCUUCCGGCUGUGGAGUAGGGUCCAACAAACCUCAGGUCAAGCAAGAAACAAAUCAAAGUUUGACUGACCACAUACCCACCCUGGACACCAUGGAGUCCUUCAGCUCAAAGAGUCUGGCUCUCCAGGCCGAGAAGAAGCUACUGAGUAAGAUGGCUGGCCGCUCUGUGGCCCAUCUCUUCAUCGACGAGACCAGCAGUGAGGUGCUGGAUGAGCUCUACCGUGUGUCCAAGGAGUACACGCAAAGCCGGCCCAAGGCCCAGCGGGUUAUCAAGGACUUGAUCAAGGUGGCUGUCAAGGUGGCCGUGCUGCACCGCAGCGGCUGCUUUGGGCCGGGGGAGCUGGCUCUAGCCACACAGUUUCGCCAGAAGCUCCGGCAGGGUGCCAUGACGGCACUGAGCUUCGGUGAGGUGGACUUCACCUUCGAGGCUGCAGUGCUGGCCGGCCUGCUCACCCAGUGCCGGGACACGCUGCUGGAGCUGGUGGAGAACCACCUCACGCCCAAGUCCCAUGACCGCAUCCGACACGUGUUCGAUCACUACUCGGACCCCGACCUGCUCUCCGCUCUCUACGGGCCUGACUUCACUCAGCACCUCGGCAAGAUCUGUGAUGGGCUCAGGAAGCUGCUGGAUGAAGGAAAGCUCUGAGCAGGGAACCUAGUACUCGACCUUGGCUCAACAGUUGACUGGGAAAAAGAAAGAUAAUGGGCUUUCUAACCCGCUCAUCUGUACUAAUGCUUUUCAACCCGGGCUUCAUUCUCUCCUGGUGCUUUUGACAGAGGCCACCCCCACCCCAAACUGCUGGUGGAGCGAUGCGGAGCUGAGUGAGGCCUCUUCCAUCCUGCGCCAGCACAGGAAACAGCUGACUGAAAAGGUGAAGUGAAACUUGGAUCUGUUUCUCCCAGGGAACCGCCUGAACCAGGGAAGCCUCCACUGACCAGGGGAGGGCCGCAGCCCAUGCACUCCCCCUGGAGACACUAACGAUCAGAAGGGGGUAAGGCGCUCCUUAGAGACCUGCCGGGUCUCCUAGAGCUGGGGACAGAGCUUGGACACCUCCUGGAGUUGCCAGAAGGAGCUGGGGCAGGGGAGAUUCCCAGGGGAAAUAAAAGUACUAAAACACGCACA
Nannospalax galili (Upper Galilee mountains blind mole rat) is the source of this 1293-nucleotide messenger RNA. RefSeq names its product TNF alpha induced protein 8 like 2 (gene Tnfaip8l2). Lineage: Eukaryota; Metazoa; Chordata; Mammalia; Rodentia; Spalacidae. Gene Ontology annotation, cellular component: cytoplasm. The transcript is spliced from 2 exons. The coding region runs from base 97 to 816 and encodes 239 amino acids. Gene Ontology annotation, biological process: negative regulation of inflammatory response; regulation of apoptotic process; negative regulation of T cell activation. The record is from RefSeq and is a predicted model, not a curated record.